Molecule: messenger RNA, 624 nt
Organism: Akanthomyces muscarius
Lineage: Eukaryota; Fungi; Ascomycota; Sordariomycetes; Hypocreales; Cordycipitaceae
Exons: 2
Coding region: 1-624 (207 amino acids)
Biological process (GO): phospholipid metabolic process
Molecular function (GO): phosphatidate phosphatase activity
Source: RefSeq, a predicted model, not a curated record
AUGGCGCUGAUACUUACCGCUUCAUACGCGCUUGAUUGGGCCGUGCUUAUCGUUUUCGGUGUUUUGGGCUAUGUUGUGGGCAAGCUCUCGCCAAAUAAACGGCCAUUUUACGUGGACGACCUAGACAUCGACUUUCCGUACAAGAACUAUGACACUAUAUCGGUUCCUGUGCUCUUCGUCGUAUCCAUCAUCGUCCCCGCGGCCAUCAUUUUCUUUCUCGCUAUGGCUUUCGUUCCUGGCCCGACGGCUGGCAAGGUCACCCCAAAGUCUGUGCUAUGGAAACACAAGCUAUGGGAGUGGCAUGCGGGCUGGCUAGGCCUCGCACUCUCUCUUGUGACCGCCUGGUUCUUUACCAGUGGGAUAAAAAAUCUCAUGGGAAAACCGCGCCCGAACCUCCUCAGUCGAUGCCAGCCUGAUCUUGCCAACAUUGCAAAAUACCACGUGGGCGCCACCGCCAAUACGGCGAGAGAUAGCCGACUGGUGUCGGCAGAAAUUUGCCAGAACCCUGCAAAAACCGUUGUUGAUGAGGGCUUCCGCAGCUUUCCAUCGGGACAUUCCUCAGCCGCCGCUUCUGGGCUCGUGUACCUUUCUCUUUCUAAGCCAGGGCCAUGGACAGUACUUUAA